AUGCAACAUGGGGCAGAUCAUGGGACUCAAGUUGCCAGUAGAAAACAGUUGACUUUGCAAAAGAAAAGAGAGAUUGUUGAUGCAAUGCUGGUUACAAUGCAAGAUGGUAACUUACCUAAGGGACACAUGAAACAGUUAUCCAUCCAAUUCAGAGUUCACAAGUCAACAAUCAGUAGAGUUUUUACUGACAUUAAAAAACAGAUGGCACAGGGGAAUACGAUUGAUGUCAGGACUAAGAAGUAUGGCAGAACAGGUCCAAAGCCAAAGGAAUUUUCAGAUGAAUUCCUACAAUCAGUCCCUCUGUAUCUUAGGCAGACUAAGAGACGUUAUGCAACUGCCCUGAAGAUUUUUCAUGUAACUCUUCACAAUUUGAAGAAAAAGGAAAGGCUCAGAACACAUACAUGCAUCACAGCAGAUGGGGACCCCACUUUUGUUGACAUGAACCAUGUCAUACACAUAGAUGAGAAAUGGUUCCAUCUCAAUCCUGACAAGAGAAGAUUUUAUCUCAAUCCAGAUGGGGGACUACUCCAUGAUGGGAAGUAUGGAAUAUUCCCAUUCAUAGUGAAAGAGUUAGCAAAGAAAUCAAGCAAAAUCAGAGCAGCAUGCACAUUGGUAACCAAGGCACUCCAGAAUGUGAACAAAGAUGUUAUUAGGGAGAUGUUGCUCACAAAGGUCAUACCAGCAAUUUAG
Molecule: messenger RNA, 690 nt
Organism: Chenopodium quinoa (quinoa)
Lineage: Eukaryota; Viridiplantae; Streptophyta; Magnoliopsida; Caryophyllales; Amaranthaceae
Exons: 3
Coding region: 1-690 (229 amino acids)
Molecular function (GO): nucleic acid binding
Source: RefSeq, a predicted model, not a curated record